AUGGCAUCGUUCAUGGACUACCAAGUCUGGGACUUCCCCGGCCAGAUUGACUUCUUCGAGAACCCAAACUUUGACAUGGACGCCAUUUUUGGCGAGAUUGGCGCCCUCAUCUGGGUCAUUGACGCGCAGGACGACUACCUCGAGGCGGUCGCGCGGCUCAACGCCACGGUCCUCAACCUCCAGCGCUUCUACCCAAACAUCAACAUUGAGGUCUUUAUCCACAAGGUCGACGGCCUUUCGGACGACUACAAGCUCGACAUCCAGCGCGACAUCACCAUCCGCAUCCAGGACGAGCUCUCGGACCACGGCUUCGAGAACGCCCCCGUCACCUUCCACCUGACGUCCAUCUACAACCACUCCAUCUUCGAGGCCUUCUCCAAGGUCAUCCAGAAGCUCAUCCCCCAGCUCGGCACCCUCGAGGCCAUGCUCACCAACCUCUGCCGCACGUGCCGCUUCGAGAAGGCCUACCUCUUCGACGUGCUCUCCAAGAUCUACAUCGCUACCGACUCGGCCACGGCCGACAUGGCCUCGUACGAGAUCUGCUCCGAUUAUAUCGACGUCAUCAUCGACAUCACCGAGGUCUACGGCUCCUGGCCGCGCUCCGACGGCCAGCGGAAGCGCCUCGAGGCCGAGCCGUGGAACGCAAAGGUCGAGGACCAGGUUGCCUGCAACUGGGCCGAGAGCUGCAUGGUUCUGCACGACUCGCAGCGGCCCAUCAUGCUGCGCGAGGUCGACCGCUACCUCGCCCUCGUGGCCAUCAUGAAGGAGGACUCGUACGACCGCAUGCCGCUCGUCAACAUGAACGUCGAGGCCGUCGUGCAGGGCGUCACCGAGUUCUUUGAGAUUACAAAGUCGCGGAAGUGA
Colletotrichum spaethianum is the source of this 864-nucleotide messenger RNA. Its product is annotated as GTP-binding protein gtr2. The transcript has 2 exons. NCBI's taxonomy places the organism in Eukaryota, Fungi, Ascomycota, Sordariomycetes, Glomerellales, Glomerellaceae. Gene Ontology annotation, biological process: cellular response to starvation; regulation of autophagy; cellular response to amino acid stimulus. The coding region runs from base 1 to 864 and encodes 287 amino acids. Gene Ontology annotation, cellular component: fungal-type vacuole membrane; nucleus; Gtr1-Gtr2 GTPase complex. The record is from RefSeq and is a predicted model, not a curated record. Gene Ontology annotation, molecular function: GTPase activity; GTP binding.